Messenger RNA from Thelazia callipaeda (thelaziosis nematode), 2772 nucleotides. Lineage: Eukaryota; Metazoa; Nematoda; Chromadorea; Rhabditida; Thelaziidae. The record is from the annotation of a GenBank genome assembly.
UUGCUACACUUUAUUUCUAGGAUGUGUCCUUGGCUUUGUGGUUCAGAAAUUGCUAACGAGAUUCGUUUGGUACUGCGGAUCAAUAGUGAUCACGUAACAUUGGAAGGAUUACGACGAGCACUUUACAAUUUCUUGUUUAGUCGGUUCUAUAAUGGCAAGUUUAUUUUGCAACUUGGUUUGAAUAAACAUGGAAGACAACCACGAAGCAAAAAGAUUGAAGCCGUAUUGGAGAGAUUCGGAUUGGAGCCAGAUGAAGGGCCAGGAGCAGGUGGACCAUUUGCUCCUUAUUCUGUUUCUAAGCGUCAAAAAACAUAUGCUGAUGCAGUUGAACGCCUUAUUAAUACUGGUAUAGCUUAUCGAUGUUUCUGUUAUGAUGACACGUGGAAAGAUGUAGAUCCAAUGAGAAGAGUACCGGCACAGAUAUUUCCUUGUAUGAAAAAGUGCUUCGAUAAAAGUCGCUUUGACUCACGCAAUAUGGCAUCAGAUGGCCUGGCAUAUGUUGUACGUCUUAGGAUACCCAGUGGGACAUACAUUUAUCGGGAUGUUGUACAGGGUGAGUUACCAAGACGUGUAGCAGCAACUGAUCAGUUAUUAUUACGACCCGAUUUCAUGCCUACAUCAUUUUUUGCUGACGUUGUUGACAAUCACACACUCUGCGCAAGUCAUUAUGUCGCUUCCUCCUCUCGUGAUUUUCUUCAGCUUCCUAUUUGCGACGCAUUGCAGUGGCGGGUCCCGACAUAUAUCAAUAUUGGAAGUCUGCGACUUCGCAUUGGUUCACGUUUAUUAACAUUUAGUGAUGCUCGAAGUUACGUCAGGUCUUAUAGCUCAGUUCAUGAAUUAUCUAUCUUGAACUUUUUGUUAGCUGGUCGUGGCGUAAACAGAAACCUUGAUAACAGCGUACGUUUGUAUAGUAUUGAUGAAAUGAUUUCUAAAUUUAAUGUAAAUACCAUUACUAGUAGAACGUUGUCAAUUGAUACAUAUAAAUUGAUGAAGCCAGAACGACAAGAGAUCUUAUUACAACAGCAUCUAGAUUUAGAUGAAGAAAUACUUUCUAAUACACUCAUUAACUGCUGUGGGAUUGUCAAGUUUUCCGUAAUUUCAGACAGUAGAACAAAUAAUGCAUUAAUUGAGUCAUUACAACUGGUAGAUGGCGAACUGCUUGUCGAAAGUAACUUCUAUUUAGUUCAUCUGAGCAUAAUUAACGAGAUAGUAUCUAGUGGGGAUAAAAAUUUUUGGAAGAACAGUUUGGUCAGGAAUUUUGUUAAUCAGCUCUCUGCAAAUUCAAGUUUUGAUGACUGCAUAGUUAUUAUGAAUGUGUUGUUUAUGCUUUACUGCAGUUUAGAAGAAAAGGAAUUCUUUUACGAUCAUAAAGAAGAAGUGGUCCAGAAAGCUAUCCACUUGUUGUAUAAUAAGUCAAAUGCAGUCCUGACAAGGACUAUUUGCAAUUACUUGGACAAAGUGUUUUCAAGGGAGUAUAAUGUUCGUUGGGUUUGCAGUGUUAUUAAACUCUUGAAAGUAGCCUAUACCGAAUCAUUGCAUGCAAGUGCUUCUGAAUUGCGGAAAAGAUUACCGCAGUUACUUUUACGGGAUCCAAGUGUGCUAUCUGUUGAGCAGAUGGAGGGAAUUUUUUCAUGGGCAAAGAAUGUUAAAGAUCGGUCUAAACCUGUCAUUUUUACCGAUCGUGAAGUAGUGUCGACAAAUUUUUAUUUCGCUAAACUUUUGGCGAAACUUUUGUACCUGAAACAAAUUGAUAAAAAAGUGCUUUCGGAUGAUUGGUGUUCUAUUCAUAUCAGAAAUGAAAUCUUACUCCAUCUGGUUGCUUUGGGACGUACGGAGCUAACUGAUCUUUUAUUGAGUAGUUCAAGCUUGAGUUUACUGGACUUGAUAAGGUUGAAGCAUUUCGUGGACAAAGACUGUAACGCUCGAUUAGCUUGCAAAUUCAUUGAAAGUCUUGACAGCCCAACAUUAGCUAUGUUAAAUGAAUUGUAUGAUGUUUUGGAGCAUCAUGGCGUGGUAAUUAUUUACAUUGGAAGUAAUCUCAUCGUAGAUUUGAUGAAAAAUUAUCUUUAUACCGUAGAAAUUAGUAGAAAUACCAAGAUUAGUCCUUCAGUUAUGAAUUCGCUACUAAUGAAAUUGGAAGCUUGGAAUAAUCUAAUGAUUCCGAUUCUAGCUACAAAAGCAGUCAAGGAGUUGAAUUCAUCAAAUUGGGAAUCUAGAGAUGAUGCUUUACAUAAUUUGACUUUGCUAGUAAAGUACGGCUAUAAGUGUGUAGAUAUCAUAGAUCAUAUUGUCGGUAUGGCUAAGCAAGAUGCUGAGCCUUAUGUUCGCGGGGAAGCUCUAGUUUUUCUGCAUCAGAAUGGAAAUUUGGAGGAUGUUAUGCGUGUGGCUGUAGAUGUGGUGCUUACAGAUUCUGACCCAGUACCAAGAAUCGAAGCUCUUCAUAUAUUAGAAAAUAAUCUACCGUAUUCAGAAGAAUUAUGUCUUAAUAUAAUACCAAAAAUUUUAUACGAUGAAGACAUUGCACUUCACCGUAAAGUCAUAAAACUUUGCGUGAACUUGAUCGUUGGUGGUAAAAACCAGGAACUUAGAAAUGUGCUGAUAACGUUUCUUGAGGAUGAAGUUGAUUGCUACGAAGAAUUGAAUGAAGCUUUAUAUGGCAACAACCAAAAGCUAUCUGGUCAAAAUAAAGAAAAUGAUGAAUUAAAAUAUUUAUUCAGCGUUUUAGAACAACAGAAUGCGGAACAGCAUGACAAGGAUUGUUACGACUUGUAA